CUAUUCAACGUAUUGUUUCGCAGAUGUGGGGAGCACACUCCUGUCUGUGGCGAAAGGGCGGAGGUGGUCUAAAGGCGAGAAAGAGAGAGAUGAGGAGAAAUAUGUCGGUGUGAGGACGUUUCUUUGUGUCCACGACAGCGAAACUCAUAUCGCCAGGUGUGUCUCCAUAGCCACCUACUAGGCUACUUCUCACCGUUACCACCACUGUCGAGGUAGCCAUGGCGACCAGCGCCCUGCCAAGUGACAACCUGCCAACGUACAAGCUGGUGGUGGUGGGGGAUGGUGGUGUUGGGAAGAGUGCCCUCACCAUCCAAUUUUUCCAGAAGAUCUUUGUGCCAGACUAUGAUCCUACGAUAGAGGACUCGUAUCUUAAACACACGGAGAUAGACGGACAGUGGGCAAUACUGGAUGUGCUGGACACAGCCGGCCAGGAGGAGUUCAGUGCGAUGAGGGAGCAGUAUAUGAGGACAGGAGAUGGCUUCCUUAUCGUCUUCUCUGUGACCGACAAAGCCAGCUUUGAACAUGUCGACCGAUUCCAUCAGCUCAUACUACGGGUCAAAGACAGGGAGGCCUUCCCCAUGGUGCUGGUGGCAAACAAAGUGGACUUGGUCCAUCUGAGAAAGGUCACCGCUGACCAGGGCCAAGAGAUGGCUGCAAAACAUAAUAUAACUUAUAUUGAAACCAGUGCCAAGGAUCCUCCAAUGAAUGUGGACAAAGCCUUUCACGAGCUGGUUCGUGUUAUAAGACAACAGGUGCCAGAACGAAACCAGAAGAAGAAAAAGAAGAUGAAAUGGAGAGCAGAACGUUCAGCGGGUUCCCACAGGUUCCACUGCGCCAUAUUGUGACCUCCCUCGUCCUGUCUUAUCAUUCGUGAACAUACACAUAUACACACCCACAUACCUUUUUGGAUGUCAGGGAACUCCCCAGCAGCUGUUAACUACUGGAGCACAAAAGGGAGGGGAGGGGGGGCGGGGGGUUGACCAUGAAUUACUGGAUGGAUCCAGGGGGGCGGAAGGCAAAGUGAAUCUGACUGAUGUCCCCUCACCCUUCACAAAGCCUUGGAAUGAGUAAUGUGCUCCCUCUCCUCAUCUUAUGGUCCCUUUCAAAGGUCUAUAGAUCCCUCCCAUCUCUUUUCAAAACAGAACUACCGUGUCGCUGAACUGUUUCUCAGUUAAGUGUCAUUUUUUUUUAAUGUCAUUUCAAGCGUGGCACUAGAUGACAGACUCUGGGGGGGGGGGGAGCCAGAGCUCAGAAUCACCUUGAUAUUUGGAUGGAACUUUUGUCUUCUUGCAAAAGGAAGGACAAAGGGAGGACGUUUCUCAUGGAGUAACUGCCAUAAACCUGCUGGUCAUCACCUUUCUGUCCUCACACUCCCACAACUUUUCUGGAAGAAAAGCACCCGUAUAGAGUGGACAUCAUAAGGGCAUGGCAGAUGAAUGUGAGAGUUGUGAUUAAUGAUUCUUUUUUUUUUUUUUGGUAUAGUGGAAAUAGAAGUUGCGUGGUGUUGUCGAUGAGUGAACUGCGAGUUCUGUGAGUGUAGCGUGAACUUUGUGGUGUUGUAAUGCCGUGUUUUUUUUUGAAAUGUCAGUUCAGAGAGGACAGAAGGACGUGUCGUAGCAUGCGAGAGAAAGAGAAGUGAUGGGAUGCUGAGAAAAUGUGUCAUAUCGGUUGACAGGUGAGCGCUAUGGUCAUAUCAGCUUGUUGAAUACGUGUUUUAAAUAUUAUAAUUGUAAAGGAGAGUAAGGUCGGUCGGUGUAUGUGGUUACACUUUAAUGUAAACAUAACAGGGUUUAUUCCAACACUGAUGUGUCAGCGGCCAUGUUUUUUUUAUUAUUAUUUUUUUUAUAAAAGGAUCAUUUUCCCACCAUAAAGACACAGUAUAUCAGUGCCACUUUGCAUCAAUAAUUUAGUUUUUUUAGGUUGCCUCUUUGUCACUGUCAAUGGCAUGAUGGGUGCAGUCUUCAUCAGUACUGUAUGGACAAUAGCCCUGAUAUUUCCUUUGUCUUUUUUAGUCUUAACAGAUUGUCUUCAAAAACAAGUUACGUUCCAUGUUUUUGUAUCUAAAAACAAAAUAUAGAAAAUUACAAUUAUAUUUGUGAUAUAUAAAAAAAAAAAAUCUAAUUAUGCGUGGCAAUGUUAAACAAAUUCAAUGCUGUUUUACAAAAGGAUCUGUAGGAAAUAAUGAAUGAAAUAGAAUAGACAAGGGAUAAUGAGCGCUUCAUGUCUUCAGAUCUGAAGCAGCCUGGAGAAGCUGAUUUGCACUGGCCACUAACCAAAAUAAUGUGAUGUCACUUUAUUUUAAAUCUAGGGGCUUUUUCAGACCGCAGCGCUGAAUUCAGGAUAAUUGAAUCGUGCUCCGUAGAGGAGAACACUCCUUUUAGUUUGGGGAUACAUACUGUAACCGUGGGAAUACAUCCGAGUUAGCAUGCCUGUCUGAAGCAGGCAGUGGGAUGCUCCUAGGGCUUAAAGCCAUGUCAACUUAGCUACAGACUAAGUUUAGUUGGAGGAAAACCACACACUCGAAGCAACAACACAUUCAGUAUAUUCAUGUCUGUAGUCGUGAGGUGGAUAGGAAUGUACAAUUUAAUAAUAACCUAUGAAAUGGCUUGUACUGUUAACGCACUAAAGCUUCGGUGGACAACUUUGUUUUGUCUGGGUGAAUACCGUCUCUUGGAGGAAUACAUUUUUGCACUUUUAAUACAAUUUCUCACUUUC
Molecule: messenger RNA, 2715 nt
Organism: Perca fluviatilis (European perch)
Lineage: Eukaryota; Metazoa; Chordata; Actinopteri; Perciformes; Percidae
Gene: mrasa
Product: muscle RAS oncogene homolog a
Exons: 6
Coding region: 219-845 (208 amino acids)
Biological process (GO): signal transduction
Cellular component (GO): plasma membrane
Molecular function (GO): GTPase activity; GTP binding; GDP binding
Source: RefSeq, a predicted model, not a curated record